AUGACUGUCUCUUACACGGCACCGCACUGCACUCCUCUUGACCCUAACACCACCCGCCAGGUAUUGCACUGGAGGGGUGCGCUGUAUUGCACUGGAGGGGUCCGCUGUAUUGCACUGGAGGGGUCCGCUGGGUUCGGUGUGAGUCAGCCACGGCCUACCUCCGAUCCAAGGGACCCGGCUUCCAAGAUGCGGUGCAGGCGUGGUGCAGAUGUGGUGCCGGUGUGUUCUGUGCGGUACAGGUGUGGUGCAGAUGUGGUGCCGCUGUCAGGAGGCAUUGUGCGCUAUCUCGAGGCGUUUCUCGACGGGGGUUCUUUUUCCUGUCAUACCACACUACGCCUUCUGUCAGGAGGCAUUGUGCGCUAUCUUGAGGCAUUCCCAGAUGGGGGUUUCUUCCGAGGGAAGAACUUUGUGUUUGACCACCGCCUGGCAGUACCACCGGCAGCGCCACAGCAAGCAACCAUAGGCACGUGCUGCCUGUGCACAAGGCCCUUUGACGACUACAGCGGGAGGAACCGCUGUGCCGCAUGCCGUAUGCUGCUGCUGGUCUGCCCUGCUUGCGCUCAGGAUCAGCCUGAUAUCCUCUCACAGUACUCUCCUCCUCACCCCACCACCACAAGUCCGCUCCACUCACAUCAGCACCAGAUUCCACACGCUGCUUCCACCACGUGCCAUGCUGGCAAUGUGCCAGCUGGCAGUCCUGACGAGGCGCCAGGUGUCAUGAUCGCAUCAAGUGUUGCUGACUCAUUACCAGCUUGCACUGCAGCGCCAUGCAGGCAGCCAGUUGGCAGGUUCCCUCCUGACCAGCUGGAUGGGCAGGUGUACGGCUGGGCGACAAGUUUGUCUCAUCUGAGGAAGGUGGUAUCUGAGCUCGGUCAGUUUGACGGGGUAUUGGGAUUCUCCCAAGGUGCAGCAGUGGCUGCUGCUGUUGCUGCAUUGGCAAGUAAAGAAAGGGAAGAAGCUCAUGCUCUGUUCAGUUGGAAGGAGGUGACAGUGGUUGGGGGAAAGCGGGAGCAGAGAGAGGAGGGGAGUGAGAAAGAAGAGUGUCCGCGGAGACAGGGAGCAGUGAGGAAACAGAAGGUGUGGGGCGGCAUACGGUUCGCGAUCCUUUGCUCUGGGUAUGUGGCUGCUAAGGACGCCCAUCCGUUUAUGCAUGAGUUGAUGGAGAACAGUGAGUUUGAUUAA
This is a messenger RNA of Closterium sp. Naga37s-1, 1182 nucleotides long. NCBI's taxonomy places the organism in Eukaryota, Viridiplantae, Streptophyta, Zygnematophyceae, Desmidiales, Closteriaceae. The record is from the annotation of a GenBank genome assembly.